Molecule: messenger RNA, 3240 nt
Organism: Acanthopagrus latus (yellowfin seabream)
Lineage: Eukaryota; Metazoa; Chordata; Actinopteri; Spariformes; Sparidae
Gene: ube2kb
Product: ubiquitin-conjugating enzyme E2Kb (UBC1 homolog, yeast)
Exons: 7
Coding region: 477-1079 (200 amino acids)
Biological process (GO): protein polyubiquitination; proteasome-mediated ubiquitin-dependent protein catabolic process
Cellular component (GO): nucleus
Molecular function (GO): protein binding; ubiquitin conjugating enzyme activity
Source: RefSeq, a predicted model, not a curated record
UAACACACCACACGUCGGAUCCCGUGGGUGAAUGAAGGUGCUAGACACCUGUGUUGGAGAAUCAGAUAUGUUUAGCAGCAGCAGCAGCAGCAGCACGUGAUGAGAAAUGUCCUGAAAGCUAAAGAACAUAUACUCCCAUGUAGCAGAGCUCCUAAAUGAAACUUCUAGUUUCUACUCCAUUUUAACUGCACUGUGUGUGUUUGUAUGUUCUGGACUGACUGACGCUGGAAGCCGGGCGGGCAGGCAGGCAGUCGACGGUGACGGUGAGGUGCCUCUGAGGUGAGAAUCCGUGGACGGCGAAAGUGAAAGGAGGGCUCCGUAACUGUAAGAAAAAGCACCGAGUGGGCAACCCCCCCCCCCCCCCCCUCCUCCCCCCCAUACAGACACACACCACUGGGGGAGAGAGAGAGAGAGAGAGAGAGAAAGAGAAAGGCCCCGGGACUUGCUUCGAGGCGGCAGCAGUUCAGCAGACAGCCAUGGCUAACAUCGCGGUCCAAAGGAUCAAGCGGGAGUUCAAAGAAGUUCUCAAAAGCGAAGAGACAAGUAAAAACCAGAUAAAAGUAGAUUUGGUGGAUGAGAACUUCACAGAGCUGAGAGGGGAGAUAGCAGGUCCUCCGGAUACACCCUAUGAAGGUGGCAGAUAUCAGCUUGAAAUAAAAAUCCCAGAAACCUAUCCUUUUAACCCACCAAAGGUGCGUUUCAUCACUAAGAUCUGGCACCCUAAUAUCAGUUCUGUGACAGGGGCAAUAUGUCUGGACAUUUUAAAAGACCAAUGGGCAGCUGCUAUGACCCUGCGGACGGUGCUGUUGUCUCUACAGGCUCUCCUCGCUGCAGCAGAACCAGACGACCCACAGGACGCUGUUGUAGCAAACCAGUAUAAGCAGAACCCAGAAAUGUUCAAACAGACCGCGAGGCUGUGGUCUCACGUCUAUGCAGGCGCUCCUGUCUCCAGUCCUGACUACACAGGCAAAAUAGACAAACUCUGUGCCAUGGGCUUUGAUAAGAAUGCAGUAAUAGCGGCCUUGUCUUCAAAAUCCUGGGAUGUGGAAACGGCGACAGAGCUGCUCCUCAGCAACUAAAACCCCCGCCAGGUGUGAGGAUCCCAAACUCCCUUCAUCAUAGCAUCAGCUCCUCCCCGGCACCGUUCCACCAUCGCCUUUUGUUAUGCCGACGAAACCCCGUUCCACACAGCAGUCUGAGCCUUCUUUUACAACAAGUUUGUCUGCCACAAACCACAAUCGCCAAUAUGCACACCAACCUUUUGCCUGUCUUGCCCCCCCGCCAUCUUUUCUGCCACUGACUCAAAAUGUAUAUCCUUGUAAUAAGCCACCAAAAACUUUUCAAUCACGCAUCUUGUCUUCCAUACACUGCACUCAUAUUGGCUCUGAACACAGUUACUCUUUUUUGUUGUUGUUUUUUUCUUAAUAUUGCAAAGAAUCAAACAACUGCCAUUUCCUGGUGGAUUUUCGAGGAUAGAGUGUAAAGGAGAUCCUACAUACUGCUCUCAUAGUACAUCACAGUUUACUUCCUUCAACCAGUUUGACCUUACGUAGGAUUAAUUCUCUUUCAUGGACACUGAACACAGCAGAGGUCUCUGUGGAAUAAAUGAACGUGACUGGAUGGUGUUCUUCAGGAGCAUUGUGAUGGGUUUCUCCUGAGCAGUUUAUCAGAGACGCUUCAGUCAGUUUCUUUCCUGUCCGUAUGAUUAGACGAGACCACACAGACAUCCUCAAACAUCUGCACAGAAGGAAAACAGUUCUCUGUAAAUAGAUGCGUGUACAUUUGAAAAUACAAUGGGGAUAUACUUUUUUUCUUACAUGGCAUUGUGAAACAAAUUAUUUUAAAUAUAAACUAUGCCUAGUUUACAGUUACAUGGAGAGCUAUCUUUUUAUGAUUUUGUGAUCAACGAGGAAUCCCUCUGAAUGUCCUCUUGUCUUCUUCUUCCUCUUAAAGCGUGUUGGGCGGCGGGGGGCACAGCCAAAUUCCAGCUCAGGCCCCUGAAAGUCAUUACAUGCUACCUUUUUCUUCUACACCACAAUCCAACCUUGUGUCUUAUGCUGUCCUUGCAUGUUCUAUGCUGCCUUUAUUUUUCAUUUCUUGGCCAAAUGAUGUGGUUGUGGGGUAUUUGUUCGAUUCAACAGACCCUUCAGACUUGUUGAACACACAAGAUUGUUUCUAACCUGUGGGGAAGAGACACGUGGACGCCACAUAAGCGCACCCACAUUGGCUUGAUAUCUGUUGGGGAACGAAGGCCUUUUCUCUUUUGAUUUGACGUGUAUGGUGCUGGAUUUGACAGGAGACACACCUCCAAGAAGAAAUGCGUGACUCUGAAAGUCAUUAAGGAAUUGAGUGUGCAAUGCUGUGGUUUCAGUAUUUUCCAUUUCAAAGCAAUCGCUUUCAAAUACACAUGCUAUUUUCAGGAUCCGCUCACCCUCGCAGUCCUGAUUUUGGUCACAAACAGGGGGAGCUUCAUCAUAAAACGCUGAUCCAAUCCAGCCGCACAGUAUAUAUAGGUAUGUAGGUGUCGUCCUAUAUUCCUAAAAACUUGCUUUACUACAAAGCCAAAUAAAAUGCUCAUUGAGGUCGUCUUUGAGUUGUAAGAGAGGCUGGAACUCCUGCAGUGUUUUCAAACAUUUUGAUUUGAGGUACUGUGAAGAAAUGCUUUUCAUUUACAGAAGUGGGGUGAUGAUGAAUCCUCACACAUGGCCUUUUUUUUUUCUUUAAAGAAACUUUUCUUCCUUUUGCUUGCCCUCCAGCUCACUCCCUACCAACACAGUGGCAUAGUACAGUACGACAUGGACUUAUUGUGCACCCUCCCCUCUGACAGAGAACAGUCUCCAGCCAGAGCCCAAAUAGAAGAGUUCAUAGUCAGGGGAGGAAUGUGCACACCUUCCUCUGUUCUUGUAAAUAUUCGGGUUCUUGAUUAAAGAGCCUUCUCGUUAUCUCUAGAGUGCACCAUUGAUGGCUGGAUCUAUAUUUUGUAAGAAAAAGAAAGGACAAAAAAAGGAAAAGAAAGAGCCCCCUCCUCCCUGAUGUUCUCACGAUGUACAAUAUUGCACGAUGACGAAGCAUUAUGAAAAAAUAUAAAAGGGGGCUGUUGCAUCUCAGUUUCUCCAUUUGGAUUGAGACUUAUUUUUCCUGUUUUGUUUCCUUGGAAGCAAGCAUCAGCAGUAUAAAAAGCAUGGUUAUUUAUUGUGACAGUGUCAUGUUUCUUUGAUUAAAAAAAAAGUGGAAAAUCAA